AUGGCAAGUGCUUCAUCGGCCACGCCGGCUGGAGAUCGAGAGGACAGGCCACUCCAGCAGCCCAGCUCUCAGGCACAACCCAACCAGACAUCGGCCCCCACAGAGCCAGAGUCCUUCUCACAAUCUGCAGCGGAAGAGGCGCCAGAGACGUACGAGGCCACCCACGUUCACGCAGUCUACGAAGCCAUCGCACCGCACUUCUCGGCCACACGCCAUAAGCCUUGGCCUCGGGUUGCCAGCUUCUUGCUAUCUCAACCGCCUGGUAGUCUCGGUCUCGAUGUGGGAUGCGGCAACGGCAAGUAUCUACGUGUCAACCCGUCUGUCCAUCUGCUUGGCUCCGAUCGGAGUCCAGCUCUCGUCCAGCUCGCCCGGACUGAGCUGAGACGGCCUCGGGAAGACGGUGUCGAGCAUGAUCCUAGAGUAUCCGAUGUAGAUGUUGCUGUCGCCGAUGGUUUCGCCCUUCCUUAUCGCAAUGGAGCCGCUGACUUUGUUAUCUGCAUCGCUGUUGUGCACCAUAUGUCGACACGCGAGAGAAGACAAGCCGCCAUUGCUGAGUUACUGGCACUCGUUACUCCCAAAGCCGGCCGUGUGCUCGUCUAUGUGUGGGCUCUCGAGCAGGCGUCAAGCCGUCGCGGGUGGGACGCGAGCAGUGACCAGGAUCGCCUGGUGUCGUGGGUGAUGCGGAAGCCAAAAGGUCAAGAACCCGGAGGCACGUUCCAGCGCUACUACCACCUGUACAAGGAGGGUGAGCUCGAGGAGGAUGUCAAGGCGGCUGGGGGCAUCGUUGUAGAGACUGGCUAUGAGAAGGAUAACUGGUGGGUGGUAUGUAGUCGACCGUCGUGA
Fusarium mangiferae is the source of this 843-nucleotide messenger RNA. RefSeq lists its product as uncharacterized. Lineage: Eukaryota; Fungi; Ascomycota; Sordariomycetes; Hypocreales; Nectriaceae. The coding region runs from base 1 to 843 and encodes 280 amino acids. Gene Ontology annotation, biological process: tRNA wobble uridine modification. Gene Ontology annotation, molecular function: S-adenosylmethionine-dependent methyltransferase activity; tRNA binding. The transcript has a single exon. The record is from RefSeq and is a predicted model, not a curated record. Gene Ontology annotation, cellular component: cytoplasm; nucleus.